AUGAAAGGGUCUCGGCAUCGAACUGCAGGUCAAAAUUAUUAUCCCUCAAUCAAAGCAAGGGCAUCGAACUUGCCACCAGCCUCAGACUCGGACGAGUCAGUUUCGGAGGCUUCAUGGAGAGCGGGAUCAGACACAGCAUUUCCUCGGCUUGGCCCCUGGUACGACUUUCUUGUCAAAGAGGGAUAUCACUGGGAAUCACACAGGUUAUUGAGUUUUAUAUUAACUCUUAUUUGUGACGAAUACGGCUCCUAUCCUCAGGAUGGAUCCUUUGAAUUAGCCUUCGGCCUUGAGAAAUUGCAAGACGCAGUCGAUAAGUUCUGUGAGCGCAAACCUAACAAGGGAAAAGACGAGCAGAUUCUCCUCACAAAUUUUGCAAAUGCAACAAUGCUCAUCGCUUUUCUAAACGUCCCUUCAAACGACAAAGUUCUUGCCGUCCAAGACCAGUUUCGGAAAAUAGCAAAAUCAAUAGCAGGCAAGAUCUUCACAGAUCAUUGGGAACUAAUCAAUAGUAGAAUAUACUUCGGGUGGUUAUUGGCAGAAUCCAAUCCGAGGUCGUUUCUCUUUGAUGAGCCACAAUUUAGAAGGACUCCUCCCUCAACAAGCGACCUUUGUCGAAAAAACGCGAAUGAGCAAUCAUCUGCGGACAAAACAAAGAAACAACCCGAAACACGAUCUGUUCCAGAUACUUUGGAAAGCAAGCUAAGACUGAUCGAAAGAAACGCCGCGGCACUUGGGGAUCUUUGCACUAGGUAUGACGCUUUUGUUAGGCUUGCAAACAUGUCUGAGGAUGACCAAAGAGCGGUCUACACAGCAAAGGAUUUAUCCUUGCUGUGCCAUGAAGAAAUGAAUGACACUAUUGGAUAUGCAUUUUGUCUGGAAAGUGAGACUCGCAUGCUUCAAAAAUCCUCCAACAACAUCCCAAAUUUGACAGAUAGGCGUCAAGACCUCUAUCUUCGUUUCAAAAAGUUUGAGGAAAUGUUUCCUUGUCACUUUGAUUACACCCCCUUCGAUAAAAGGCGACAUUACCGAAAUAUCACAUUUUUCGACGUACCCGCCGCAUGUGACGAAAAGAAGCGAGGCCUUUCACGGCUUCUCUUGGCCAUGGAUCUCCCUGUUGGAGCACAGUUUGCUUUGUCAAACAUGGACAGUAUUGGAGAACAUCUGCCGAAGAAGAACCCCAUAAAAGGCCACUUUGGUCGAUAUCGUUGUUCGGGAUGCGAAUAUUGUGACAAUACGAACCAUGAUGUAUACCACUUGUCCCGGCCUAGCCAUUAUAGUGCUGCUCCCUUGACUACUGGUACUAGUACUAAUACACGUAACCGACAGUGGGGUGAGGCGGGGCCCUAUUAUCAGCGUCCGCCACGAGCACCCAGGGCAUAUUCAGAGCCCGGAAACAUGAACAAUUCGGGAGAACGUUUGCCACUUCACAGGCAGCCUGAAAUAUCGUCUGAUGUCUGGGACAUUGACGAGAUGCUCCCUGAGAAGCUGCGAAUGAAGGACCAAAAAUCGGCCCGAAAGCCCGAAACUGCAAAGGAUACCACGACUGCCAAUGAGAGGUCUUCUGCAAGCCCGGAUACACCUCGAGUUCGGCGAGCCAGUCCAGUCACAUCUGCGGAACCUAGCAGGAUGCUUGAUGAGAAUGACAGGGCAUUCCUGGUUCCACAUGCUGCGUGCGAAAGCUUCACAGUAAUUUCCAGCCCUCCCCUUUGA
Messenger RNA from Penicillium waksmanii, 1710 nucleotides. RefSeq lists its product as uncharacterized. Bases 1 to 1710 code for a protein of 569 amino acids. NCBI's taxonomy places the organism in Eukaryota, Fungi, Ascomycota, Eurotiomycetes, Eurotiales, Aspergillaceae. The transcript has a single exon. The record is from RefSeq and is a predicted model, not a curated record.